AUGUUCUCCCUGUCCAUGAUGGUGGGGCUGGUCCCAAUAGUGUCGCUGAUGGGUUUGUUCUACUCUGCAGCAGUGGAUGAGAACUUCCCUCAAGGCUGCACCAGCAGCAGCAGUCUGUGCUUCUACAGCCUGCUGCUGCCCGUCACCAUCCCGGUCUACGUCUUCUUUCACCUCUGGAGCUGGAUCGGGAUCAAGCUGUUCAGACACAACUAGGCCCUUCUGCACCCUUCAGUACAACUCGAUGCACCUUGCUUUCCCUAACCCAUUCUGUCCCUCUCUAGUUACAAAAAAAGGAAUGGUUCGACAUUGACCCGAGACGUUUGGAUACAAAGGAAAUGGGAUAAUUUGCAGGACAUGAGGCAGAACUAAACAAGACCUAAUGAUGGAAAGUCAUUGCUGCAAAGAAAUGUAGGAGAGGUGGGGGGUGUAAUAUUGUUCCAGUCACAAUGAAUAUAAAGAAAACAAGUCUGUAAAUGACAAAGGGAAUAUUUAAUUGGUACACUUUGUAUGAUUUAUGUACACUGCUAUGGAGGUGAAAUUAAUAAAGACAAUUAUAUUAACA
This is a messenger RNA of Pungitius pungitius (ninespine stickleback), 562 nucleotides long. Its product is annotated as phosphatidylinositol N-acetylglucosaminyltransferase subunit Y-like. The record is from RefSeq and is a predicted model, not a curated record. NCBI's taxonomy places the organism in Eukaryota, Metazoa, Chordata, Actinopteri, Perciformes, Gasterosteidae. The transcript has a single exon. Gene Ontology annotation, biological process: GPI anchor biosynthetic process. Gene Ontology annotation, cellular component: glycosylphosphatidylinositol-N-acetylglucosaminyltransferase (GPI-GnT) complex. Bases 1 to 213 code for a protein of 70 amino acids.